Papilio polytes (common Mormon) is the source of this 1313-nucleotide messenger RNA. Its product is annotated as farnesyl pyrophosphate synthase 2-like. The coding region runs from base 105 to 1250 and encodes 381 amino acids. The transcript is spliced from 6 exons. NCBI's taxonomy places the organism in Eukaryota, Metazoa, Arthropoda, Insecta, Lepidoptera, Papilionidae. Gene Ontology annotation, cellular component: cytoplasm. Gene Ontology annotation, biological process: trans, trans-farnesyl diphosphate biosynthetic process. The record is from RefSeq and is a predicted model, not a curated record. Gene Ontology annotation, molecular function: (2E,6E)-farnesyl diphosphate synthase activity; dimethylallyltranstransferase activity.
UUUAACAAUUAUACUACAUUGUAGCGGUUAGUUAACGAUUGUAUCGAAUUUGUUUUAGAAGCGAUUUUAUUUCAACAAAAAGGUAAACAAAUCCCAGCAGUGAAAUGGUAACCUGCAAAUGGCUAUUGAAUUUCUCAAGAAAUUGUGCGAAUUGGCCAGCGACAAACAGACAGUUAAUACUAUCACAGAAGUCGUACACCGAAUUAUAUGAUACUUUCCCUAAAAUAAUGAAAAAUGGAUUGGAUGGAUCGAAAUAUUUGCCAGCAACAGAUAUCAAGGACAGACUGAAAAAGGCAAUCGAAUACCACACGUUAGAGCGUGUAUCGGUGCAAGGGCAGCUUACAGUGUAUGCUUUUGAAGCACUCCAACAAACCACCAACAUAACAGACGAGUGCAGACAUCAAAUUAACACACUAGCUUGGUGUGUCGAAAUGUUUCAGUCAUACUAUUUAAUCAUAGACGAUAUAGAAGAUGAAGCAAAGACACGUAACGGCAAGCCGUGCUGGCAUCUGCUACCCAACGUCGGCAAUUUAGCUCUUAACGAUACAAGUAUGAUGCGAAGCUUUAUCUACGAAUUGUUGAGACAAAACCUUAGUGACGAAAUGUAUAUCAAAAUGUGUAAACUAUUUAACGAAGCUCACCUGAGAUCAGAAUAUGGACAAUACUUAGAUUCAAUAACUUCAAAAAGCAGAAACUUCUCAAAGUAUGACUUGCAGCUGUACACUAAAAUAUCUGAUAGUAAAUUUACAUUUUAUUCUAUCAAAUUUCCGCUAUUGGUUGCCCUCACAAUGGCCAAUAAGUUGAAUAAAACUUCAAUUCAAAAUGUGGAUAGUGCAAUGAAACAUAUCGGAUGUUGGGUGCAAAUGCACAACGAUAUAUUGGAUUGGUGUGAUGAACUAUCGACUGGGAAAACGAAUAUAGAUAUUAAGAAAGGUAAGUGCUCGUGGUUGGCGGUAACAGCGUUAGAAAGAUGCAAUGCUGAGCAAAGGGAUAUGUUUCUAACACGGUACGGCAGUGAUAAAAUACAAGAUGUAGAACAAAUACUGCAAUUGUACGAGACUCUUGGAUUGCGAGAUGUAUUCUGUCAGGAUCAUCAAGCACGUUUAGAUACGAUCACCGAACAAAUUGAUAGCUUACCAAACGAUUCUACACCUUCUUCGAGGAUUUUACGUGAUUAUAUUGAGAAAAUUUAUCCAUUUGUUGUUUAUUUACCAGAAGCUUUAGAAUACAGCAAGCAAAAAAUACAAUAAUAUGGUACAAGAAAGGUGAUUUUUGUGGUUAAUGUGACUUUAAUACAUUUUUUCAAGUUUUUA